Molecule: messenger RNA, 885 nt
Organism: Trichobilharzia regenti
Lineage: Eukaryota; Metazoa; Platyhelminthes; Trematoda; Strigeidida; Schistosomatidae
Source: the annotation of a GenBank genome assembly
AUGCCGAGAAUGCUCGUGAUACUCACUGUUGUCGCUUUCCAAGCUUUGUCCCUAACUUGCAUAGAUGCUAUAUCAUCGAUGGCAAUUGAUAUGGGCACUGAGUUUAUGAAAGUAGCAGUGGUUUUGCCAGGAAUGCCUAUGGAAAUAGCUCUUAACGCAGAUUCUAAGCGAAAAACAUCUACGGCGGUCGGUUUCAAAAACAAUGAGCGGGUUUUUGCCAGUCAUGCAGUUAAUUUGGCUUCUAAAUGUCCUGAAUGUGUAUACCAGUCUGUUCCAUCUCUUCUGGGGAAGACAUUAAAUCACCCCAUGGUGAAAGUUUUUCAGGAGCGUUAUCCUUAUCACAAUUUGUCUUAUGAUAGCUCAACCGGACAAUUAUUUUUUACUCAAAAGGAUGGAACAGUAUAUUCGGUUGAUGAACUGGUUGGCAUGCUUCUUGAAUAUGCGCAUGAUUAUGCUGAACAGUAUUCUGGUUCUGAAAUUAAAACUUGUGUGCUGACUGUACCGAGUUAUUUUAGUCAAGCUGAGAGACGUCGUCUCAUGUAUGCAGCUAAGAUUGCUGGCUUGAAUGUUCUUCAGCUUAUCAACGAUAAUGCUGCUGUGGCUCUAAACUUUGGCUUAUUUCGUCAUAAGAGCUUCAACGACACUCCUCAGUACUACGCAUUCUUUGAUAUUGGUUCAAUGAGCACAACUGCAACCUUGGCAGCCUACACUUUCGGCAAAAACAGAGAUGGAGAUGUUACCGGAGAGUUUCCAAUGCUACGGAUUGUUAAUGUCAGUCAUGAUCCAAUACUUGGUACAAUGGCAUUUAUCUAUCGAAUAAGAGAUUUGUUAGUUGAAAAUUCAGCGAAGCAAAAAAGAAGAAUAAAAUCUUGUAAUUCAAAAUAA